Messenger RNA from Elaeis guineensis (African oil palm), 1507 nucleotides. RefSeq lists its product as uncharacterized. Lineage: Eukaryota; Viridiplantae; Streptophyta; Magnoliopsida; Arecales; Arecaceae. The record is from RefSeq and is a predicted model, not a curated record.
GAGAGAGAGGGUCCUUUAUAACAGAGAAAGAGACACCUGACCUCUGGGCUGCAGUGCUCUGUCCAAAUCUCAGGCGCUCGCGCUCACUCGCUCGCUCUCUCUCUCUCUUUCUCCCCCCAACUCCCGCCCCCGUGAAGCCAAAGCCCGGGACCUGUGUCGCCAAUCUGGAGAAAGGAACGCUCACGAAACAGAUUAAAGGAAAAAAUUCGUAUCCAACGGCUAUUCCUUCGUCUUCGGUUCUUCCAUUUUGGUCCGAUUCUAUUGCGUCAGCCGAUCUAGUUUCUUUGAGAAGAAAAGAGCUUUGAAGCGGAGGAUGGGGUUCCGGAUGGUGGAGGAAUUGCGGCCAAUUUUUUCUGAAACUCUGUAAAAUUUGUGAAAGAGAAUAAGUUUGGAGUUGGCGUGGACUCCAGUCCUGGGAACUUUUACUUGUAACUCGGAAAAUGGAUGAGGUUUUAAUGCAGAGCCAUAUUACAGCCAUGGAUAAAGCAGGAAGUGUAGUUUUGGAUAUUGAAAGUCUCACACAGCCGCCUGAUAAAUGCUGCACUGGAAGUCCAAAAAUGACUAAGGCUCUUUCUCGUAAGGGUUCCUACCGCAUGGAGAGGCGAGCAGGUGAGGAGCAAGAAACAGAUGAUGCAUCAAAAAAGCUUAUAGUUAAAGUGGUGCCUUCUCAGCUGGAGCAGUUGAAGCAGCCCUUGGUACCAAACAGAGCUCUUGUAGCUGCACCAUUUGCAGCUAAUAGCCCUGUUCUCGCAGAUUCUGGAGAAGGAAGGUAUAAGAGAUUCAAUCGCUUAACGACCAUCCACCCAAGGAAAAUUCUUCUCUUCUUUGCAACCAUGUCUAGCAUGGGGUCUAUGAUUCUGAUAUAUUUCACGCUUGCCAUUAACCGAAGAGGUGGACCUUAACUGCAGUUUUGAAGGUUGGGUGAGAGAACAGCUCAGCUACUUACCUUUAUAAAGGUUUUGUUGGGGAGCAGCACAGCAGAUACAACUAUUAACUACCUGCAGAGGAGGUUAUGAUUCUUUUGUCCCUGCGCUUUACUUUAUCUCUGCAAACGAGCAACGAGCAAUUAGUAGAAGCAUAUAGAGAAGGAACUGCAUCGCUCUGUACUGUGUUGUAAGAUCUAACUGCUGAAUCCCAACUGUAAAAUCUAAAACUCAGUACCAUGAAGCAGUGAAUUGUCUUGAAUAUCUUCAGAGCUUGCCUUCAUUGCACUGCCCCACAAUGAUACUGUUCGAGUGCGUUGCCAUGUUCAUUCCUGAACGGCUGUCUUCUUGCUUCCAGUUAUUUUUCCCUCUAUGGAUAUCUUUUGCUAUGUUUAGUGAAUACCAAGGUACAAUAAUUGGUCUGGUGACUUGUGCUUUUGGGUGGUGAUGUUUUAUGAUUCGGCUACAGUUUGGAGAUAUGAUCAUGUGAAGACUUACGUAAAUGUUAUAGUGUGGGAGAUUUACGUAAUUCACAUAAUUAUUGGUGAUCCAAGGCUUUUGAAAUGAUUGCUUAUUUUUUGUUU